ACGUUUUCGUGGGAUUCGCCCUUUUGUAAUAACGUUGAUUGUUAAUUAUUUUUUGAGAUAACUGUUUCUCAGCGUUAAUUAAGCAAUAUUAAGUGUCAACUUGCUUGAUAAAGACAUUAAGAAAGUGAUUCAAUUGAAGGAUUGGACAAUUAUUAAGGAAUUAGUAGUUAAAGUGAUAAAAAAUACAGAAUUCAAAAAAAUUAUUGGAACUAGCCCUAAACAAUCCGUACUCAACCCUACAAAAAGUAGUAAGGCUUAAAACAACGAAGUUCACCCUAGAAAUAUUCUGCGAUUUAAAUUCAUUUUUUGGUAAAUUUCGUGGGAUUAAUUAUAUUAAAACAUCAGAAAAUAUAAAAAGUCUAUUCUAAGCUGAUUAUAAUAACAAGUUUUAGUAAUAUAAUUAAAUAUUAUUUGGAUUAUGGUGAAAAAUCUAGAAUUUUCGUAGAUUGCGUGAGUGUGUCUUUUAAAAAAAAGGAAGGAAAAUUUGCCAGAGACAUUUUCUUCGCGAAUAAAAUUGUGAAAUUAAACGCUUGUGACUUUAUAUAUCUCAUUCUUGGAACUUUAAGUUAAUUUACCAAUCAAUCAUUAAUUAUUUUGCGGAUAUACCAUAAAUAAAUAUUAAAAAGAGAGAAUUUUCUCAAUGUGAUAAUUAUAAUUAAUCUUUUAUAAGACAAGUCUGUGAAUAUAAGUGAAAAAAUCGAGUCAAAUAGGCAAUAAUCGUGAAAAUAAUAUAAUUAAAUUCCAUUGCUUUUGAAUAAUCGUAUUUUUUAUCGUGAAAAAGAAUAUAAUAGUACAUAAAGGAACCUUGAAUUGAGACUAAGUGAGAUAUAACUAAUCUUAUUGCAUUAAAAAAGAGAGUCUUGUGAUGGAUUUAUCUGUAUCUUGGUAUCAGGAAGAGCAAUUAGGAGAAUCAAAGCGAAUUUGGUCGAAUAUCUGGGAAACGGCUGAAAUGGAAUUUCAGCAACAAUUAUUGCAACAACAACAAUUGACGAAUAAUAAUGGCAACAAUUCGGAUACAAAGUCAAACGAUAGCAACACAUCAAACAAUAAUUUCCCAAUCGAGAAAACCUUUAAUCCAACGAGAAGGAAAGGAAGUACGAAUGAUAAUAAAGCAUCUACCUACAAUAUGAACAAAUAUCAGGCGAAAUUAGUCGGAAAGCACGGUGGAUAUCCAUGGAGACCACUUAACUUUCAAUAUGGACGUGGAAUUAUGGGACUGCACCAAGAGAUUGAGCAAUUUUAUGCACACAUGAUUCCAACACCGCUCGAACAUACGGCACGUUUGGAGGUUGUUUCGCGUAUUGAAUCAACUGUUUUAUCGCUCUGGCCGAACGCUCGUGUUGAAGUUUUCGGCUCAUUCCGGACAGGACUCUAUUUGCCAACUAGUGAUAUCGAUUUGGUUGUGAUUGGUCGAUGGGAAAAGUUACCGUUGAGGACAUUAGAAAAUGAGCUAUUACAAAGCCGUAUAGCUGAACCACAUUCAAUACGUGUUUUAGAUAAGGCAUCCGUUCCAAUAGUUAAAUUGACAGACCGUGAAACUCAAGUUAAAGUUGAUAUUUCGUUCAAUAUGCAAUCUGGUGUUCAAUCGGCUGAAUUGAUUCGCGACUAUAAGCGUCAAUAUCCAGUCCUUUCGAAAUUAGUAUUAGUUCUCAAGCAGUUCCUUCUUCAACGCGAUCUAAACGAAGUCUUUACCGGUGGCAUCUCAUCAUAUUCAUUAAUUCUAAUGUGUAUUAGUUUCCUACAACUUCAUCCGAGGCAAAAUUCAUAUAAUAACGCAAAUUUGGGUGUUUUAUUGCUGGAAUUCUUCGAGUUAUAUGGACGUAAAUUUAAUUAUAUGAAAACGGGAAUUAGUAUAAAGAAUGGUGGUCGUUAUAUUCCAAAGGAAGAGCUGCAACGUGAAAUGAUUGAUGGACACAGGCCGAGCUUAUUAUGUAUAGAAGAUCCUCUCACGCCAGGCAACGAUAUUGGAAGGUCUUCCUAUGGUGCACUCCAAGUAAAACAGGCUUUUGAAUACGCUUAUAUAGUACUGUGUCAAGCUGUCUCACCUCUCAACAAUUACCUUAAUGAUUGCAAUCGCCAGAGUAUAUUAGGUCGCAUAAUAAAGAUAACAGAUGAAGUCAUCGAUUACCGAGCAUGGAUUAAAACGGUAAUCGAACGACGAAUGACAAAUGAAGGAAUAAUAACACAGGAUCCAAACAUGGCAGCAGGUGUAUUUAAGUAUCAACAGAAUCAACAAAUAAUGCAAUCAAAUGUAAACGAUAGUCACACAAUUCGUCGAUCAAGUAUAAGUUCUGAUGAAAUUUCCGAAUCAGACGAAAGCGAUGAUCAAGAUAAUUUAUCAAAUAAGUCACGAGACGAAAUAUCACCAACAAAUCAUCACCAUCAAAUGGUCACAUCAAAUAUGAACCCGCAGCCUGUAAAGAAAUUCAUUCAACCAAUUAUACCCGCUAUACCGCAAUCAAAAGUCUUUUCGCCGCAUGCGAGAGCUCAACAAGCAAUGGUCAAACAACAAGCCAAACAGGAACGUGAGCAACGAGAGCGAGAACAACGUGCAAUGACAAAUAGUAACAGUUCAAAUGAGCUACUUCUUGAUAGCAAUACAUUUCCACCGUUGCCAUAAAUUUAAAUGAUGACUUUUAACACACACAUAGAAUGAAGAAUAAGAAAUGAAUGAUCAGAACAGACAUCACCAAAAAAGGAAAUUUGAAGUUACACAGAAUAAGAGGGUUUUUACUACUACUUCGAAUAUCUUUAGGGAACAAUAACAAUAAGCAACACACAAAAAAAUCUAUUCGGAAUCGAGAGAGAGAGAGCGAGCGAGCGAGCUAUUGAGCUGCUGAGUGAUUAUGUAUGAAUUUUUAAUUAAUUUUCAAUUCCUCUUUCUUUUACCACAACACUUAUACACUUUAAAACCAUAAUUGAUAAGAAGAAAACAAGCAGUUGCUGCUAACAUGGAAAUAAUUACCGAAGUAAAUCUGAAUGACCCAAAAUCACAAAAAAAAAAUGCAAAAAAAAAUUUAAAAUUCAAAAAAAUAUCAAAAAAAGUUAAAAUUUUAGAAAAAGAAAGAAAAAAAAGUGAAGGAUCAAGUUUGAGAAUUUUGCGAUAGCAACAAACAGAACAGAAGAGAUAGUUUGGAGUCACAUGGAUCAAGUUUCUUACAAAAAAAAAUUAUUUUAUAUGCAGAAUAUCCCAUACAUACACAAUGAAAGGAAAUGAGAAGCUAUAAUUCAUGGAAAUCUUAAUUUUUUUUAUCUGCUUAAGUAUUUACGUUUUUAUAUAAUCUUAUUCUUUGCAUUCAGCGACAUGGAAGUUUAGCAUAGUCGAUAAAGCAGAUUUUAUAUUGAAUAUCAAAUCUUUUCAUAGUUUUAAGAAUUUUAUGUCAAAGCAAAGAGGAGGUAAGGAAGGAAGUAAUCCCUACAACAAAAAUAUGUUCUAAAUGAUAAUGAUAUGAAAAGAUUGUGAUUGGAAGUAAUAAAAAACAAAAAAAAAUGUUUUAAAAUGUACAUUUUAAAGUGCAUAUCGCUCAAAAAUAGUUAGAAUAUGUAUGCUGUCUCAAAAACCAGAUAUCAUUAUCUAUAUGUCUGUAGAUGUUGAUGCAAUUUAUAUCUUUUUGGAGAUACCACGAAACGAAUUGAGAAUGUUUUUGAUUAUUUUUCGACACGUUUCGUUAUGAAUGGAAUCAAUUUUGUCGUCUUCUGAUCUUUGUAGACUCAUAAACGAGCACAAUUUGGCACAGAUCUGUUUAUUGUUCAAUAAUUUAUUAGCUCAUGAAUGAAUGAUAUCACAAUAUGCGUUUCAGUGGCGUUUGUGAGAAGUUAACAUUAAAAUUUUCUAAAUGUAAACUAAACCGUUGCUUAAAAGUUUCAAAAAGUCGUAAGAAUUCAAAUGUCAAAAAGUUGUGAAACUCAAAUUUCAAAAAGUCUUCAUUUCAAAUUUCAAAAAG
Molecule: messenger RNA, 3944 nt
Organism: Chironomus riparius
Lineage: Eukaryota; Metazoa; Arthropoda; Insecta; Diptera; Chironomidae
Source: the annotation of a GenBank genome assembly